UGUCAUUCAUUCACUAACCUCAAUUAAUUAUUAAUUACAAAUUACAAAUUUUAAUACACUUUGAUUUUAAUAACAUAUUUUAUAUAAACUCCUUGUGGUCUAGAAAGAUAAGGUAAUAAAUACAUAUUGUGCAAUUAGCCACCAUGAACUCGACAGCUUUUAACAUAUUCCGGCAAGUAGGAUUGCUAGUAUUUACCCCCCAAUGUUUUGAUAAUUAUUUUAUAGAUUUUAAUUUCUACGAUGUUCCAUGUUUCAAAUCUACUCUAAGUCAGGGCCUCAGUUUGGGUCUCAUCUUAGGCUCAAUAUUAGUGAAAGUGCCUCAAAUACUCAAAAUCCUGCAAAACAAAAGCGGAGAGGGUAUUAAUUUAUACAGUGUUACGUUGGACCUAACAGCAAUGGUUAUUCAUAUUUCAUAUAAUUUUAUUAAUAAGUUUCCAUUUAGUUCUUGGGGUGAUACUUUUUUUGUGGCCAUACAGACUGCAGCUAUAGCCUUUUUAGUUUUGUGGUAUAAUGGAGCAAAAAGUCAAUCGUUCUUAUAUAUUUUAGUUGUCUUAGGUGUAUGCUAUGUAUUAAUGGGAGGACUUACACCUAUUAGUGUUUUAUGGUCUUUAACUUCUGUAAAUAUAUUUAUUGUCGUUGCCGGAAAGCUUUUGCAAGCUUGGACUAAUUAUAAUAAUGGACAUACGGGCCAACUGUCUGCAGCCACUCUAAUAUUAUUAUUGGCUGGAUCACUAGCCAGAAUAUUUACCUCAAUUCAACAAACUGGUGAUACAUUAGUUAUUCUUACCUUUAUUGCAAGUACAGCAGUUAAUGCAUUAUUGGUAUAUCAAUUAGUUUACUAUUGGGACAAAACAGUGAAAACAAAGAGUGAUUAAAGUAAUAGUUUAUGGCAAAUAAUAUUUAUUUUCAAAAUAUUUUAUUGUAGGAUAUUAAAUAAUAAAAUUUAGAAAAUAGCUAAGCUGUUAUAGCAUGAAAUACAUUUGUUGAGUAAUUUGUUAUAAAUUAUUUAAUUAGAUUUGUAAUAUAAGUAUUUUACAUAUUACAAAAUAAAAAUGCUUUGAUAAUU
Messenger RNA from Sitophilus oryzae (rice weevil), 1066 nucleotides. Its product is annotated as mannose-P-dolichol utilization defect 1 protein homolog. Gene Ontology annotation, biological process: oligosaccharide biosynthetic process. Bases 144 to 875 code for a protein of 243 amino acids. The transcript has 2 exons. The record is from RefSeq and is a predicted model, not a curated record. NCBI's taxonomy places the organism in Eukaryota, Metazoa, Arthropoda, Insecta, Coleoptera, Curculionidae.